This is a messenger RNA of Columba livia (rock pigeon), 6167 nucleotides long. It is a transcript of the gene VCL, whose product is annotated as vinculin. Bases 341 to 3748 code for a protein of 1135 amino acids. Gene Ontology annotation, molecular function: structural molecule activity; beta-catenin binding; alpha-catenin binding. Gene Ontology annotation, cellular component: cell-cell contact zone; adherens junction; cytoplasm. Gene Ontology annotation, biological process: cell adhesion. The record is from RefSeq and is a predicted model, not a curated record. Lineage: Eukaryota; Metazoa; Chordata; Aves; Columbiformes; Columbidae. The transcript has 22 exons.
GGGCGGGAAGUCGUGGGAAGGGUAGGUUGUGGCGGUUGAAAAGCCGACGCCUGGCUGGGGAGCGGUGCCAGUGCGCGGUGGGUGCUGCCAGGGGGAGGCAAGAGGCUAGCAAGUUCGAGUCCCGCCUCCGCCAGCCUCAACAGGGAGCUGCUUCUCUGGGCUGCUGCAGUCCGCUGAAGGGCGAGGGGAGAUCUGAGUGGUUGGUUGUUUUCCUCUCUGUCCCCAUUUUUCUCCGUGCGCGGAGGCCGCGGCUUUCUCUGUUGGGCGCCAGCCCGCAGGGACAGAGUUUGCUAAGAGUUUGCACGGACUUCGGGCCCCGGCCUCCCGCCCUGACGCCGCCAUGCCCGUCUUCCACACACGCACCAUCGAGAGCAUCUUGGAGCCGGUGGCCCAGCAGAUCUCCCACCUGGUCAUCAUGCAUGAGGAGGGGGAGGUGGACGGCAAGGCUAUUCCGGACCUCACCGCCCCUGUGUCGGCCGUGCAGGCCGCUGUCAGCAACCUGGUGCGGGUUGGAAAAGAGACUGUGCAGACAACAGAAGACCAGAUCUUGAAAAGGGAUAUGCCACCAGCAUUUAUCAAAGUGGAGAAUGCCUGUACCAAACUUGUUCAGGCAGCCCAGAUGCUGCAAGCAGAUCCUUAUUCAGUACCAGCUCGUGACUAUCUAAUUGACGGAUCAAGAGGCAUCCUGUCUGGAACAUCAGACUUACUUCUGACAUUUGAUGAAGCAGAGGUCCGUAAAAUCAUCCGUGUCUGCAAAGGAAUAUUGGAAUAUCUGACGGUGGCAGAAGUAGUAGAGACUAUGGAGGAUUUGGUUACAUACACAAAGAAUCUAGGGCCAGGAAUGACAAAGAUGGCCAAAAUGAUUGAUGAGAGGCAACAGGAGUUAACUCAUCAGGAACAUAGGGUUAUGCUGGUAAACUCCAUGAAUACUGUGAAGGAGCUAUUGCCAGUACUUAUUUCAGCUAUGAAGAUUUUCGUAACGACAAAAAAUUCUAAAAGCCAGGGAAUAGAAGAGGCAUUGAAAAAUCGCAAUUUCACAGUAGAGAAAAUGAGUGCUGAGAUAAAUGAGAUAAUCCGUGUACUACAACUCACUUCCUGGGAUGAAGAUGCAUGGGCGAGCAAGGACACUGAAGCCAUGAAGAGAGCUUUAGCCUUAAUAGAUUCAAAGAUGAACCAGGCAAAGGGUUGGCUGAGAGAUCCAAAUGCACCUCCAGGAGAUGCUGGUGAGCAAGCAAUAAGGCAGAUCCUUGAUGAAGCUGGAAAAGCAGGAGAACUGUGUGCAGGCAAAGAACGCAGAGAGAUUCUGGGAACAUGCAAAACACUGGGCCAGAUAACUGAUCAGCUGUCUGACCUCCGAGCUAGAGGGCAGGGUGCUACCCCCAUGGCCAUGCAGAAGGCGCAGCAGGUGUCACAGGGUCUGGAUUUGCUCACUGCAAAAGUGGAGAAUGCAGCCCGCAAAUUGGAGGCCAUGACAAACUCUAAGCAGGCAAUUGCUAAGAAGAUUGAUGCUGCUCAGAAUUGGCUUGCAGAUCCUAAUGGGGGCAGUGAAGGAGAAGAACAUAUUCGGGGAAUUUUGGCUGAAGCCAGGAAAGUUGCCGAAUUAUGUGAGGAGCCUAAAGAAAGAGAUGAUAUCCUUCGUUCUUUGGGGGAAAUCUCUGCUUUGACAGCUAAGCUAUCAGAUCUGCGGCGACAUGGGAAAGGUGACUCUCCUGAGGCCCGUACAUUGGCUAAGCAAAUAGCUACAGCGCUUCAGAACUUACAGUCUAAAACAAACAGGGCUGUAGCAAAUACAAGGCCAGUUAAAGCAGCUGUCCAUUUGGAGGGCAAGAUCGAGCAAGCCCAGAGGUGGAUAGACAAUCCUACAGUUGCUGAUCGGGGAGUAGGCCAGGCAGCAAUUCGGGGUCUGGUCGCAGAAGGCCGUCGUUUAGCCAAUGUCAUGAUGGGACCUUAUCGUCAAGACCUGCUUGCCAAAUGUGACCGUGUGGACCAGCUGGCUGCUCAGCUGGCUGACCUUGCAGCCAGAGGGGAGGGAGAGUCUCCUCAGGCCAGGGCAAUUGCUGCUCAGCUCCAGGACUCGCUGAAGGAUCUUAAAACACGGAUGCAAGAGGCAAUGACCCAAGAGGUUUCUGAUAUUUUUAGUGACACCACAACUCCUAUUAAAUUGCUAGCAGUAGCAGCCACUGCUCCUUCCGAUGCUCCCAAUAGAGAAGAGGUGUUUGAGGAAAGAGCAGCAAACUUUGAAAACCAUGCUGCUAGACUGGGAGCUACAGCAGAAAAAGCAGCUGCAGUUGGAACUGCGAAUAAAACUACUGUGGAGGGCAUCCAAGCAACAGUGAAGUCAGCAAGGGAACUUACGCCACAGGUAGUAUCAGCUGCUCGUAUCCUUCUGAGAAAUCCUGGAAAUCAAGCUGCUUAUGAACAUUUUGAGACAAUGAAAAACCAAUGGAUUGAUAACGUAGAAAAAAUGACAGGGCUGGUGGAUGAAGCCAUUGAUACUAAAUCUCUGUUGGAUGCAUCAGAAGAGGCUAUUAAGAAAGAUCUUGAUAAAUGUAAAGUUGCAAUGGCCAAUAUGCAACCUCAGAUGCUGGUAGCUGGUGCCACCAGCAUUGCUAGACGAGCAAACCGCAUCCUACUAGUAGCAAAACGGGAGGUUGAAAAUUCAGAAGACCCUAAAUUCCGUGAGGCUGUUAAAGUAGCCUCUGAUGAGCUGAGCAAAACCAUAUCACCAAUGGUAAUGGAUGCUAAGGCUGUGGCAGGAAACAUUUCCGAUCCUGGUUUGCAGAAGAGUUUCUUGGAUUCUGGAUACAGAAUUCUGGGAGCUGUGGCCAAAGUUAGAGAAGCCUUCCAGCCUCAGGAACCGGACUUUCCCCCUCCUCCUCCUGACCUUGAGCAGCUUCAUCUGACUGAUGAGCUUGCUCCUCCAAAACCACCACUUCCAGAAGGUGAGGUUCCCCCACCCAGACCUCCGCCACCUGAAGAAAAGGAUGAAGAGUUCCCAGAGCAGAAAGCAGGAGAAGCUAUUAAUCAGCCAAUGAUGAUGGCUGCUAGGCAGUUGCAUGAUGAAGCCCGGAAAUGGUCUAGCAAGCCUGAUGUGACUGUGAUUAAUGAAGCGGCUGAGUCUGUAGAUAUAGAUGAUGAGGAUGAUGCAGAUGUUGAAUUCACUCUCCCCUCUGACACUGAAGAUGAUUACGAGCCUGAGCUGCUGUUAAUGCCAACCAAUCAGCCUGUUAACCAGCCCAUUCUGGCUGCUGCUCAGUCUCUACAUCGGGAAGCAACCAAGUGGUCUAGUAAGGGUAAUGACAUCAUUGCUGCUGCUAAACGAAUGGCACUGCUAAUGGCGGAGAUGUCGCGCCUGGUGAGAGGAGGCAGUGGAAACAAGCGUGCCCUUAUUCAGUGUGCAAAGGAUAUUGCUAAGGCAUCAGAUGAGGUCACUCGGUUAGCCAAAGAGGUGGCGAAGCAGUGCACUGACAAGCGCAUCAGAACAAACCUCUUGCAGGUCUGUGAGCGAAUCCCAACCAUCAGCACACAACUGAAAAUUCUUUCCACUGUCAAAGCCACCAUGCUGGGCAGAACUAAUAUCAGUGAUGAAGAGUCAGAACAGGCAACUGAGAUGUUGGUUCAUAAUGCCCAGAAUCUCAUGCAGUCUGUGAAGGAAACUGUGAGGGAAGCUGAAGCAGCAUCCAUUAAAAUAAGAACAGAUGCUGGAUUCACUCUUCGCUGGGUCAGAAAGACCCCAUGGUAUCAGUAAACACUUUCCAUGUUAAGUAUUCUGUAACAUAAAAUGCCUUUUUUUGGAAACAGAAAAGAUAUAUCAACAGCAAAAUGUGCAGUUUACAUGAGUUGAAGAUUAGCGUAUGCUAAUGCCCCAUUCUAAGGGCAUGAAUUAUAAAACAAUGCAUUUCAAAUGUCUUCAGAACACAUUUGGUAUCAAACACCUCAAAAUUGCUUCCAACAGUUGAUAGUUCUUAUAUUUUUUUUCUUUUGAAAAUUCUCUUCAUGAAUUCUGUACUCCCAGAAGCACAUUUCAUUUUAUGCACUGUAUGUUCCAGUAGUUUCCAUGUCAUGACAUAAAACAUGGACCUCACUUUAAGCUAGUGUUGAAAGUCUAGGACACUAUGGAUUACUUGGCAGUUUUUUAGGGACAAUCAUUGAUGUAGAGACAUUCAACUCUUCAACAGGAGUUCAGCUGGCUGUUCUUAAACCAUGCAGAAAUGAUGGAAGGUCUGGGGUUUUUAAUUAAAAUCAGGGGGCAACAGAACUGUUGUAAAUUGAAGAUGAAAAUUCCACGUCCAAAAUUCUUUUUCUUUUUGCCUGGCAAUAGUACUGCAACAAAAACUGGAGCUGUCUUUGAGAGCCUGGAGGUAGGCGUUCCAGACCUUGUGUACUGUACUGAAAUGCUUUGCAGUGCAUGUUAGGGGCACAUUGCCGAAGGCUUGAGCCUCAGCAGCUGGAGACCUUCAAUCACGGAACUCUUUCCUUGCUCAACUCAGUAACGUAUUGAGCUGAAAAAUCCUGGUUCUCUUCAGCUGGCUGCAUGUCCAGGACCAGAAAAUGCCACAUGCUGGCUCUUUCCUUUUGAAAACAAGAUGAGCACAUGCAAUUAUUCUUUUUUUUUCCUUUUCUUGCCCUCUAGUGUCAUUCCAGCCACUCAAGGUGGAAAUUAAAAGAUGAAGACAUCAAAUUUUAAAAGACCUCAUGUCUCACUGCCCUUCUUUCCAACAAUGCAUAAGCUUUUUGAACCCUUUUUCAGUAGUCUGGCUACCAGCAAAUGGUGCUUCCUAAUGCUGAAUUAAUUAGGAUAUUUUUACUGGUUUUGACAUUGUGAGUUUGGAGGCUCAAAAUCUUUUUUUUCAAGUUCUAAUACUGAAUUGAACCAACUGUAUCUUUUAAAAAACAGACAAAACAAACAACGAAGUCACAACAAUAACCCACAAAAUCCCCCCAACCCUAUUACCAAAAUAGUCUUGGGAUACUUUUAUCCUUCCAUAGUUGAACAUGCCUUAUAUAUAUAUAUGUACACAUUCAUUUAAUUACUCCAUAGUAUCUUUUGGCAUAAAGGAGAAGGAUUGUUUUAGAAUGAGUCUCUGCUCACGGGCAAGGAACACUUGCACACUUCUGCCCGGAUCAGCACUGACCUCAAGAUGCCCUCCUAAUUUGCUGAGAAUUGUUGCACAAUUAAGCCACCUUUAGUAUAAGUGCCCUUGUGGAAAAACUGCUCAGUCUUAACAGCUCAAAGAGACACACAGCGUGGUCAGCUGCCCUUGACCUGUCGCGGUCAGCUGUCCUUUACCUGUCUGCAACAGUUACUCCACAGCUGGACUUUCUCCCCUCCACCCUCCGCCCUUCAUUGCACUGUUAUCUAAAAAGGGAAGUUAAACCGAUUGUACAUCUGCCUCAAACUGACCUUGGCAAGAGCAAGCACGCCUUUGUCUUUAAUUCACUCCUGGUGUCUGGGUAUUGCAAAAUACGUGGUACUUCAGAUCUCUCCGUAGUGCUCUCUUCCUGCAAUUUACCUGCAACAGGAAGAGGAAGGAAGGGGUGCCAGAGCCUUAACCUGAAUGUCUUGCAUUUGAUUGGUUUAUACCAGAUUUUUAACAUAAUUGUAUUGUAGUAAUUUCUAUUUAAUAGUAAAUAACACUGAAUAGGUAGGGGUUAUUUCUAAGGGAUUUUCCAAAUAGUCUUCCUGUAUUACUUUUCAGUGCUCCUCACAUUUCCUCUCCCCCACCCCCCUUCAGGCUUCUCUGUGAGGUGUUUUGUUGUUUUUUAGCAUCACUGUUUAGUUGCUUGACUGAUAUUAAUGCAAUAUUACUAAUGCCUUUAAUACAUAAUUGUUUAUGCCAAAGAUCACUUUUUGUUCAUUGAGGAAUGUUUGCAGGGAAGUUACGAAUCAUGGUUGCCUUUGAUACUCUUCCAGAAUGUUUGCUAUAAGUUCUCGAACUGUUUUGUAGAAGCUGAGAUACUUGUCCACCUUAUGCAAUUACUGCUUUUUUGAACACUAUUGGUCUACAGACCGAAAAUGCAGUGAAAAUUUGAAAAAGACCAUGAAUGUCACUUAAAAAUGUUUUACCACUAUAAAACUUUGUUUAUAAGCCAAAAUGUAUUGUAUAGUCUAAUGUUUUCAGCCUUUCUUUGGUUCUGUGAAAACAAUAAAAAUGCAUUUGUACAAA